AUGACUAUUACCACUAGCACUAAGUCACUGAACGUCAUCAUUGACGACGACAAAAAAGUACAAUCUUUGAAUGAAGUCAUUGAUAUUGAAUCUACUCAUAGUGGAGUUGAUGAAAUUUUCGGUGAAGAGAAGAGACUUAACAGAGGUUUAAAACAGAGACACAUUCAAAUGCUUGCUCUCGUGGGUGUCUUUGGUACGGGUCUUUUCUUAUCAAGUGGUACUACUUUGUACUUGACAGGAAAUGUUGGAAUGUUUCUUUCCUAUCUUUUUGUUGGAGCUUUGGUGGGUUUGAACCAGUUGGCGAAUAUCGAGCUUUCCUGUUUUGUUCCCCUCACAAGUGCUACCGUGAGACAAACUGAACAUUUUAUUGAUGAAUCCUACGGUUUUGCUUUGGGAUGGAUCCAGGUUUAUGCUGGUUUGAUGCCCGGUGAACUUGCAGCCACUGCCCUUGUGAUGCAUUACUGGAGUGACUUGAACCCUGCUGUUUGGUUGUCUAUCUUCAUUGUUAUUAUUGUUGCCUUGAAUUCAUACAGUAUUCGCUUUUAUGGAGAGGUCGAAUUCGGUUUCGGAUGCUUGAAGAUUUUGUUGAUUACCGGCUUAAUUCUUUUGAGUGUUAUUAUUGACUUGGGUGGAGUACCAAAAAUUGACAGAAUUGGCUUCAGAUAUUGGAAGGAAUCACCAUUCAAGGCCAAGUAUAAACUUGGAUCCGCAGGUAAGUUUUUGGCUUGGUGGAAGGCCUCGAGCUCCACAAUCUAUGCCUUUGGAGGUAUUUCUUCUAUUUCCUUCUUUGGAGGAGAGACCAGAAACCCAAGAAGAGCCAUCUACGUUGCUGGUAAGAGAAUCUUCUAUCGUGUCUUCGUCUUGUAUAUUUUGACAGUGCUCGGAUUGACUUUGAUAUUGUCAUCAAAAGAUAGUGCAAUUGCUUCUCCAACGGGAGAUGCAACUGGCUCACCUUUCGUCAUUGCAAUUGAGAGAGCAGGAAUCAAGGGACUUCCAAGUAUUAUCAAUGCUUUGGUGUUGAGCUCUGCAUUUUCUGCUGCUAAUCUCUCCAUGGUUCAUACUUCUAGAAAUUUGUUUGCUCUCGCCUCUAAGGGCCAAGCUCCAAGAAUCUUCCUCAAAACAAACAAGAGGGGAUUACCUUACUACGGAGUUAUUUUGGCUGGUAUUUUCAUGCCUUUGUCUUACAUGAAUGUGAGUUCGGGAUCCUCCACGGUCUUCGGCUGGUUUCAGUCUUUGACUUCUUCUAACUUGUUGAUUGGAUGGAUCUCUAUUUCCCUUUCACAUAUCGGUUUGCAACGUGCAUUGAAAGCCCAAGGCUACACCCGCAACGACUUACCCUAUACGAUGCCAUAUGCCCACGUUGGUGCAUAUAUCCUGUUGUUCUUCUUUGUUAUCUUGUUAUUGACUGGCGGAUUCCCUAACUUCAUUAAAGGGCACUUUGCGAUUGGAAGUUUCUUCAGCAGCUACUUCUCUAUUGCUUAUUUUGCCGUCUUUUAUAUUUUCUGGAAAAUCUGGAAGAGAACAAAGUUCAUUGAACCUACUGAAGUUGAUCUCCAGUCUUUAUUCAUCAAAGUCCAAGAGACUCCUGAGCCACCUGCAGAGCCACUCAAGGGUUGGAAAGUCUUGACUCUUCUCUGGUCGUAG
Messenger RNA from Sungouiella intermedia, 1644 nucleotides. Lineage: Eukaryota; Fungi; Ascomycota; Pichiomycetes; Serinales; Metschnikowiaceae. The record is from the annotation of a GenBank genome assembly.